Vanrija pseudolonga is the source of this 2669-nucleotide messenger RNA. Its product is annotated as Siderophore iron transporter 1. Gene Ontology annotation, cellular component: plasma membrane. Lineage: Eukaryota; Fungi; Basidiomycota; Tremellomycetes; Trichosporonales; Trichosporonaceae. The record is from RefSeq and is a predicted model, not a curated record. Gene Ontology annotation, molecular function: transmembrane transporter activity. Bases 743 to 2626 code for a protein of 627 amino acids. Gene Ontology annotation, biological process: transmembrane transport. The transcript has 4 exons.
GCAGCAACCUUUCAUCAUUGGCCGCGGUACUUCGAGUCCGAAGCAAGAUAUCUCGGGGCUGCUGUCGGACGACGAUGCGGCGGGCAACCCGACGGCGGGCAAGCAGCGCAGCGGGGGUACCGAUGGAGGACCCUCCUCGGAGGUCGCCGGAGUAACUAACUGGUCUACACCUCCCUCGGCUUUCUUGGCAGUAGGCGCUCACUCAAACACCAACACCGGGACCCAGGAGGGCCAGGCCUCAAGUGCGAACAAGGGACACAGUGGCCGAGAAUCCAGCGCAUUGCAUAGCGAGGUCGUGCCCGCCGCUACCGCCGUCGGUACCCCCUUCCUCCAGUGAUAUCUCGCCCACGGCUCCCCCAUGGCAACCCACAUGCCAAGCACAUGUCCGUCCCUACGCCUCCGCUCCUGCACCGCUGGACGACCCCUCUAAUCUCGGAUCAACUUGGCGACCCUACCAGAGCGUACUUAACGAAGAUACCGAGCUCCUAUUCGGCCGACCCAUAUCUGAUUAGCACGGCAGCGGCUCACACCUGGAGUUGGUCGCUGAAGAUGAGGUGCUCAUCGAGGUGCCAAGACAGCGAGCGUCCACUGCACAAUUUUCACUCACGAGCUCAUACAUGACUACAUUCCACAGCAAAGCCGUUGUGCUCGCCAUCCUCGUCAACUAGCUCGGCCGAUCAUCACCAUGCAUGCGUUAGGUGCGCGGCCUACCGCCGCCAUAUAAGCACCAUCGUCCGCAGGGAUGGCCGACAGCACAACCCCCUUCGCCAUGUCAGAAAAGCCCAAAACUCAGCUCCCAGCCGAGACCGACAUCCCCCGCGUGUCGUUCGACCACUCGAGCAGCCUCGAGGAUGGCCGUAGCUCCGACCACGGCUCCGUCGAGCCCAAGUCGAAGGGCGUCAUCGAGAUGGAGUCGCUGCAGGGACGGCUGACGCCUAUCCUCCUCGGCGUGCUGUACGGCACCUUCAUGCUGCUCGCGUACAGCCUGUCGCUGAACCAGUACACGUCCUCCGCGUUCCUCAACUACGGCGUCUCGUACUCGUUCGGCAAGCACUCCCUCCAGGCCACGAUCGGCGUCGUCACGGCAGUGUUCCAGGCCAUGAGCCAGCCGCCUAUCGCCAAGCUCGCCGACGUCUUUGGCCGUGUGCCCGCGUACAUCGGCUGCGUGGUGCUCUAUGUCAUCGGCUACAUCAUCGUCGCGAGCUCGCAGUCCAUCGUGACCUAUGCGGUUGGCAACUCGAUCUACAUCCUGGGAAUCACGGGCCUGUUCUUGCUUCAGAACAUUAUCAUUUCCGACAUUUCGUCCCUCCGUAACCGAUACUGGUGGACUCUCUUCCCGUCCAUUCCAGGCGCGAUCAAUGCGUUCGUCAGCGGUGACCUUGUCGCCUCUCUGAUGUCGCGCGGAGACAAGACCAAGCAGUGGCGCUGGGGCUUCGGCAUCUUCAUCAUUCUCACCCCGGCCCUGGCCUUCCCCAUCAUCCUCACGCUGUGGCGCGCGACCCGCCCCUCGCGUGAGGUGCGGGCCGAGCAGAAGGCCGCCCACGCCGCCCGCAUCGAGGGCCUGUCCUUCCCGCAGCGCUUCGCGCGCGGGUGCAAGGACUUUUUCUGGCAGCUCGACUUUAUCGGCCUGUUCCUCUUCGUCGUCGGCUUCGGUCUCUUGUUUGUGACCGUCACCAUCGCCAACUCGAAGACGGCCAAGUGGUCGGACGCGCACUCGAUCGCGCAGAUGGUCCUUGGUGGCGUGGUCAUUAUCGCGUUCGUGCUCUGGGAGCGCUUCUGGGCGCCGCACCCCCUCCUGCCCUUCGCGCUGCUCAAGCGCAAGACGGUCAUCGGGUGUGUGCUAAUCGCGCUCUGGUCGCCCAUGGGCGGCCGCAUCACCGCCGGGUACCUGUUCACGUUCCUCCAAGUCGCCGCCAACCAGAGCGUGCUCUCCACCCAGCGCAUCACGUCCUUCCCCACCGUCGCGGGUACCGUGUCGGCCAUCCUCGGCGCCAUCGUCGCCCGCCAGUUCCGCGUCCUCAAGCCCAUCAUCGUGGCAGGAUUCGUCAUCCAGGUCCUCGGCUCGGGCCUCAUGAUCCGCUACAGGACCAGCACGAACUCUCAGGGCGAGCUCGCCGUCGUCCAGCUCAUCCGCGGCUUCGCCAACGGCCUCAUCCCCUUCCCUACCCAGGCCCUCAUCCAGGCUGCUGCCCCUCACGAGAACCUCGCUGCGAUCACCGCCGGGUGGCUCGUUGUCUACUACCUCUCUGGUGGUAUCGGCUCGGCCAUCGGCGGCGCGAUGUGGACCAACAUCGUCCCCAACAAGCUCGACCAGUACCUUGGCCACAACCAGACCCUCGUCAACCUCGCCUUCAGCAACCCCUUUGGGUUCGCGGACAAGUUCCCUCCAGGAACGCCUGAGCGUGCGGCCAUCGCCCGUGCCCAGGACGAGGCGCAGCGCACCAUUGUCAUUGUCGGAACGUGCAUCUCGGCCGUUGCGCUGCUCACUUCCAUCUUCCUUCUCGACAACCUCCGCCUGACUGACGACCAGUCACUCGAGGAGUCGGAGAUCAAGGGCGGCGAGAAGAAGAAGCGGGGUGAUGGGGCCGCAGUGAACACGGACGCUGCGGGGACUAACGUGCAUUAGGGCUGUAGACACUACAGAGAGGAAUGAACAUGUUCUGAGGGUC